GUGUCAGUGUAAGGGUUACUUAAGACUUGUUACAUAGCGUCCGUAACUGCAUCUUCUUUAUCUCGAAGUUAUAACACGCCUGUCUGUGACAGUAUAUAAGCUACUGCGCUUCGCUGAGCUUUGGGUCUUCAUUCACGGCGGACAGCAUUACAGUAAAGAUGCUUAAAGCCAUUGGUCAAACUUUUUUUUCUUCUGGACUCCAGCACCCAAAAUUCACUGCUCAACAGAGUAAGGGUGAAGACUAUGAGGUCCGCACUUACCACACAACAAACUGGGUCAGCACAGCUGUGACUGGCAUGGAGCAGGACCCGGCCUUUAGCACAGGCUUCAGAAGACUCUUCAAAUACAUUCAGGGGAAUAAUGAGAAGAAGUGUAAGGUGGAGAUGACGGCACCAGUGAGCUGUCUGAUUGAGCCUGGUGCUGGACCCGCUUGUGAAAGCACCUUCACUGUAUCCUUCUACAUCCCUGAGGAACAUCAGGCUGACCCACCCAAACCCACUGAUUCAGAUGUUUUCAUCGACAACAGAAAAGAGGUCACGGUUUUUGUGAGGACCUAUGGAGGCUUUGCUAACAGUGAGAGCAGCCGUGCUGAGCUUCUGAAACUGAUAGAGAGCCUCAAGAGGGAUGGGAUGAAAUUCAAGGAGGCUCCGUUCUACAGAGCAGGAUAUGACAGCCCCUUCAAACUGACCAACCGCAGGAAUGAAGUGUGGCUGAUCAAAGAUGAGGAAUAAAAGUUCCAAGGAUUAAAUGGUCAUGCAUUAUGAUGUGAAUGAAGGAAGAGAGCAAUUUAUUUGUUUGAAUUUAACAAUAGUUAUUGUGCAGAUGCUUUGUUUACUAUGUACUGCAUGUGCCUGAAUGUUUUUAUACGAGAAUUUAACACUACCAAUUGUAUACCUGACCAAUAUUUUACAGCAACAGUUUUAGGUACUGACAGUUAACUGUGAAAUUAUACAAAAAGAAUGUUGAAAUAAGUUCUAAGAAGCUGUCAGACUGACACAUUGCCUAAAUCUCACUGUUUGCAAUGUCACUAAUAAUGUCUCAAAGCACUUACGAUCAAGUACUGCAUGACUUGACUGAAUUUAACUAAACUGAAUUUAAAAUGUUGUGAAAU
Molecule: messenger RNA, 1111 nt
Organism: Cyprinus carpio (common carp)
Lineage: Eukaryota; Metazoa; Chordata; Actinopteri; Cypriniformes; Cyprinidae
Product: heme-binding protein 2-like
Exons: 5
Coding region: 159-731 (190 amino acids)
Cellular component (GO): cytoplasm
Source: RefSeq, a predicted model, not a curated record